AUCGGCGCGCUGGGCCCGGGCGGCGGGGCAUGAGCAGGCCGCCAGCCCGCCGCUGCUAAGAUGGCGUCCAUGCUGCUGCAGACCUGCGGCCGGCGGGCCUGCCGCCUGCCCCGAGCGCUGCGCCGCCAGCCGCAGCUGGGUAACUUGGGAGAUCGGGCAUGUCUCAGCUGCACGUCCCUGAGGCUGGCAAAAAAUAUGACUGUACACUUCAAAUACUGCACUAGUGUCCCUCCUGUUUACGCCUACUCCAAAAAAGAUCGCUACUGUUGUUGGACUAAAGGAUCUGAACAAAUACACUUUGCUCUUAGGAGCUCUUCUGGCUCAUGGACACCACUAGCAACCAUGGGUAUUUUAGGUCCCCAGUAUCUUCCAGUUAGGUGGUGGCAUUCUUCCUGUCCCCUUCGAGAUGACUCCAUAGUAGAAAAGUCACUGAAGUCCUUAAAGGACAAAAACAAGAAGUUGGAAGAAGGCGGUCCUGUAUAUAGUCCUGCAGAAGUGGAAGUUGUGAAAAAAUCUAUUGGACAGAGGAUUGUGGAUGAACUGAAGCACUACUACCAUGGUUUUCGAUUACUGUGGAUUGACACAAAAAUAGCUGCAAGGAUGCUCUGGAGAAUACUUCAUGGAAACACUUUGUCUCGUCGAGAACGGAGACAGUUUCUUCGAAUAUGUGCCGACUUGUUCCGCUUGGUCCCUUUCCUAGUUUUUCUCGUGGUCCCAUUCAUGGAAUUUUUGCUUCCAGUAGCUCUUAAGUUGUUCCCUAAUAUGCUUCCCUCUACAUUUGAGACAAAGUCUAAAAAGGAGGAAAGAUUGAAGAAAGAAUUGAGAGUAAAGCUUGAGUUGGCUAAAUUCCUUCAAGACACCAUUGAGGAGAUGGCCUUAAAAAAUAAGGCGGCCAAAGGAAAUGUUGCAAAAGAUUUUUCAACAUUCUUUCAAAAGAUCAGGGAAACUGGUGAACGACCCAGUAAUGAGGAGAUCUUAAGGUUCUCGAAGCUAUUUGAAGACGAGUUGACUUUGGACAAUCUAACCAGGCCUCAGUUGGUGGCACUUUGUAAAUUGCUGGAACUUCAGUCAAUUGGGACAAAUAACUUUCUCCGCUUCCAGCUGACUAUGAGGUUGAGAAGCAUAAAAGCAGAUGACAAACUUAUUGCUGAAGAAGGAGUUGACAGUCUGACUGUUAAAGAACUGCAGGCAGCUUGUCGUGCCCGAGGUAUGAGAGCUCUUGGUGUGACACAAGAACGUCUCAAGGAACAGCUUAAACAGUGGUUAGAUCUCCACCUGAACCAGGAAAUUCCUACUUCGUUGCUGAUUUUAUCCAGAGCCAUGUAUCUUCCUGAUACCCUUUCUCCAGCUGAUCAGCUCAAAACAACACUUCAGACACUACCAGAGAGUGCUGCCAGAGAGGCUCAAGUCAAAGUGGCAGAAGUUGAAGGUGAAAAAGUAGAUAACAAAGCACGUCUGGAAGCAACGCUUCAGGAGGAGGAAGCCAUCAGAAAAGAAAAUGAAGAAAAAGAAAUGGAAAGAUUGUCUGAAGCUGUAGAGAAAGCCAAAGAAACGCUUCAGGUUGCAGCUGUGAAAGAUGUGGAAUCAGCAGCAGAUCUUGAAGCAGCUACUCUGCAAGUUCAGAAAAGUCAGAUAGCUGUGGAUACUGAACAAGAACUGGCAAAGGCAGAGAUGAUGAUGCACGCAGAGACACUGAAAGAUACAGCACCGGUACUGGAAGGCAUUAAGGGUGAGGAAAUCACUAAGGAAGAGAUUGACAUGCUGAAUGAUGCUUGCGCCAAGCUGCAGGAACAGAAAAAAUCAUUAACAAAGGAAAAAGAGGAGCUUGAGGAAUUGAAGGGUGAUAUCCAGGAAUACAAUGAGGAUUUACAAGAGAUAAAAGAGCUCUCUAAAACUGGCCAGGAAGAGGCAGUGGAAGAGUCAAAGGCAAGCAAGAGAUUGACCAAGAGGGUGAACAGAAUGAUUGGUCAGAUAGACAAAAUUAUCAAUGAAUUAGAGACAGCUCAAAAGACGGUGGAUGUACGACUGCAAGGUGCUGAUGGUCCUCCUGCUGGACUGUGCUUGCUCUACAGGGAGAAUCUCGUCAGUAUUGCUGAGCUAAUUAAUGUGAUGAGGCAAAUUCAGAAGAUUCCAGAGGAGAAGCUGACCAGGAUUGCGGAGACACUAGAUGAAAACAAGGAUGGCAAAAUUGAUAUCAAUAAUGUUGUUAAGGUAGUAGAACUGAUUGACAAAGAAGAUAUUGAUAUUGGCACCGCACAGGUUGCUGAGAUUAUGGCACUGCUUCAGAAAGAAGAAAAACUGGAAGAGAAAGAGAAAGCAAAGGAAAAGCAGGAUAAAGAACCUGUGGAAGUAAAGAAUUAAGCUUCAGAAUCUGAAGCUAACCCCAAAUGUAACCAAAACCUUGUAUAUCUUUCUGUGUCUAAUGGCUAUAUAUUACUUGAGCUUUGUGAUUAUGGGAAAUGUUUUAAGCUGAUCCUAGUAAUAAAUCAUAGAUAUGUUUUCUGACCUAUGGAAUGAAAUUUCCGUUAAUCAGAGAAGUGAUUCACUGUCAUUCCAUACAGAUGAAAACAAAGUACGCUUUUUAGCAGUGCUCCUGCCCACAAAAAUCAUGUAUUUGCACUCAUUGUUGUGGUACAGUGAUCCAUUAAACUUGCAAGUUUGCUGUAUAAAUUAAGUGUAUCUGUCAUGGAAAAAAUGUUUCUCAUUUAGUUUGUUUCAUCGUUACAUGGGGCCCAACCUUGCUCUGCUUCUACCUUUUAGCUUUUUCAGGAUUUAAUACAAACUUCCCCUUCCGUCACAGUAUUGCAUACUUUGUAACCUGUUAAUGAAGAGUCUGUGGCUUCAGUAGCAGCUCUUUAGAUUGAGUUCUGUUAAAAGCUAAAUAUCACUCAGCUGUUGCCUCACUGACAGAGAAUGUGGCAUUCUGAUCACUUCUGUGAAUUCAUGAAUGUUGUUUUCUUUUUUCUGUUGAAGGGGAAAUCAGAUUUCUUUUUCCCUAGAAUGGAAACUUCCCAUGAAGUUUGCUUCUUACGGGUGCCUUAAAUUUCUUAAGACUAGGGAAUAGAGCAUGUCACUUCUGCUCAAAAUUCCAUGAAUUACUUAAGCAUUGGAAUCACAGGAGCCUUUCAGACAAUUCCGGAACAGAAUCUGUCACACAGUAAAGCGAGUUAAAGUGUUUGUCUGAAUAACAAAAUGAAAAUAAUUGUAAGGGGAAAACGUCAGUUGUGAUCUUUUUGAGUAUAUUCUUUUAAAAUGCGUUUAUCUUGGCAUGUGUGCUUGUUUUUCAUCUAAUAAUUAUUUACAUCAGCUCUCUUACCUCUUAGUUUUCAUCUCAGGUAUAAAAUAACUAGCCAGGUAUAGUAAAAGUUCAUAAAUACUUUCAUCUCAUGGCCUCGCUUUCUGUGCAGUCAGCAAGUCAUGUCUGGUAUUGCCAGUGCUCUGAUUACAUCAUUGGCUUUCAAAUCAAUUGGUUAUAGUUACUGUUUUUAACUGUGUGGUUAAAUACUGACAGUAAGUAAAGGUUUACUCAUUAAUGUCUGUCCUUAAUAGUAAAUUUUGACGUUUAAAAUGCCAGUUCUGGGUUGUUCCAUAAUUCCUGGUAGGCUAAAUUUUCCACUCUUCCUUAAAAUCUGUUAUGAAGCACACCCAGUGUGACUUGAACCAGCAGGGUUGUGAUUUGGUUUUCUGUUCUGUUUUUAUUUUGCGCCCAGUAUUUACAAAAUAUAUGACCAGUGUUCAUUUUGUGGACACUGUGGAGAGCACAUCUUACAAUGGCACUGUUCACAGUGAUACUGAGGUGGGCAGUUAGUACUUGGUGCUUUUAGUCAUAGGUGCAUAUAGUCGUAGAAAAUGUUGACUCCCAAGCAUCUUUCAGCAUAAUUCCAUGUUCAAUAUUUCUCUAGAUUGGCUAAAUUAUUUGUAAAAACUUAAUUUGAAGUUAGUGGAACAAAAGGAAGUUUUGACAGUCUCAUGGCUUGCAUGAUGGACCACUGUAUUUAGUUGUUUCCAAAGCGAGAUGUACAGGUCAGU
Pezoporus occidentalis (night parrot) is the source of this 4029-nucleotide messenger RNA. It is a transcript of the gene LETM1, whose product is annotated as leucine zipper and EF-hand containing transmembrane protein 1. The coding region runs from base 61 to 2361 and encodes 766 amino acids. Gene Ontology annotation, molecular function: ribosome binding; calcium ion binding. Lineage: Eukaryota; Metazoa; Chordata; Aves; Psittaciformes; Psittacidae. Gene Ontology annotation, biological process: intracellular monoatomic cation homeostasis. The transcript is spliced from 14 exons. Gene Ontology annotation, cellular component: mitochondrial inner membrane. The record is from RefSeq and is a predicted model, not a curated record.